ACUCUACAUUACAUUGAAGAUCGAGGCUCUAUACAUUUAUAUUCCACUUGAUGAACUACAACGUUGAUACAGCAAUGCUUCCACGAUACAAUUUCUUAAGAAACUGUCUGUCUUGCUGGUCUCCUAUGCCAUCUGUUGCCAGAGUACCUGCUAUGUGGUGGAACAAUGGUUACAGGUUUCCAAUGGUUACCUGUUCCCGGAUGUGUGGAUUACGAUGGAUACAAGCCAUUCAGAAACAAUACUGUAGCUCCAACUCUAAUCCAGGGACCAAAGUGGAGGAAAAUCCAUAUUAUGAUAAAUACAAAGCAAAACUACAGAAUCUAAAACAGUCAGAUCCAGAGAGAUAUGCUGCCAAAUUAAAGGAACUAGAAGAAAAAGAAAGAGAAAAAUUAGAACAGAUGAAAAAAGACUUAUCAACGCCACCAGACAUCAACAAAGAAUCAUUGAAUAAAGAUGACCAAAAGUUUAGUGGUUCAUGGCCUCCUAAGAGUCUAAAUGAGAUUAUGAAGGUGGAUUUAAUUAAGGACAAAUCAGCAACAGAAAUUGAACAGAUUUGGAAAGAGCAUCAUGUGACAAAGGACUGUGUAUUUGGUGUGAUAGAGGGAGGAAAUUUUGAUGAUGUAAAACAGAAAGCUCAACUUUGUCCACUGUUUAUCUACCCCUUACCAAGGAAUGAUGGUUACGAGUUUAUCCUGUCACAGUUUGAUGGCAAUGUGAUCUACUUCACCCCUCUAGCAGUGUAUCAGUCAUUCAAAGAGAAUGCUCCUCCGUGUCUAACUGUGGCACACUUCACAGAAUUCAAAGAUGAUAAAGGAAUUGUUUUAAUGGCAGGACAGUAUGAUGACAAGAUUU
Molecule: messenger RNA, 852 nt
Organism: Saccostrea cuccullata (small rock oyster)
Lineage: Eukaryota; Metazoa; Mollusca; Bivalvia; Ostreida; Ostreidae
Product: ATP synthase mitochondrial F1 complex assembly factor 1-like
Exons: 7
Biological process (GO): mitochondrial proton-transporting ATP synthase complex assembly
Cellular component (GO): mitochondrion
Source: RefSeq, a predicted model, not a curated record